Messenger RNA from Aspergillus campestris IBT 28561, 2141 nucleotides. Its product is annotated as putative glycosyl hydrolase. The transcript has a single exon. Gene Ontology annotation, biological process: carbohydrate metabolic process. Bases 242 to 1996 code for a protein of 584 amino acids. The record is from RefSeq and is a predicted model, not a curated record. Lineage: Eukaryota; Fungi; Ascomycota; Eurotiomycetes; Eurotiales; Aspergillaceae.
GUGUGACCUCGAUGCAGGGGUCAGAGUAUUUUUCUGCAUGACGGGACGUAUCCUUAUUCUUUCCCUACGUCUUGCCCCGUCCAUUGGUGCAGCGCUCCUAGAUCGCAUUCGUUGAUUCGAUGGCACCGUGCAUUCUUAUCUUGGGUUGAUUGCUUUCCUUGGUGCUUGGGAAAGAAACAUAAAAUAAAAAAACAGGAAAAGGAAAAAAGAAAAGGAAAAGAAUCAAUAACGAAAAUACAAAAUGACCUUAUUUAUAUGGAGCAUUCUUUGCAUGCUCAUCCCGACCAAUGCGCUGGUACUGCGCUCUCAGCAGGUUCUCUCCCCGCACGCCCUGCCAGACACAACCUCAGAACAAUUUCCUCUCUCUCCGACAGACGAGCCAACAGAUACUGCGGCCGACCGCACCCGGCGUGAUCUCCUAGAUGCCCUCAAUGUCAUGCAAGAUGAGUACUACGAAUUGUGGCAAGGGACCUGGCCCACCAGCAUCGAUUGGACCGCCGCUGUUCUAGGCACGCACGUCUCAGCCACCCUGUCGUCGUUCACCGCGGCGGCAGAUAGCCCACUGUCUCUGGAAAUGGAGAACCUGCUCAAUCGCUUCUUUGGUCAGAUCUCGGCGUUCUAUUUCGGCGAGGACGCCUUCUCAGUCCGCAACCAGGCCUUUGACGAUAUGCUCUGGAUCGUGCUGGGGUGGCUGGAGAGCAUCAAGUUCCAGGCCCUCCAUUCCGACCUGCACUACGACGAAUCGGCGGGGACUACUCCCGCCGGUGGACGCUGGUAUGGGAAUCAGCUCCGGAUUCCCGCGGCUCACCGAGCGCGCCUGUUCCAGGAACUGGCGUCAGCAGGCUGGGACACGUCGCUGUGUGGAGGCGGCAUGGUCUGGAAUCCACGGCUGUCUCCGUAUAAAAAUGCCAUCACCAACGAGCUCUACAUCUCGGCCAGCGUGGCCAUGUACCUCUACUUCCCGGGAGACACCAUUGACUCGCCGUUCGUGGCGGAUACGCUGGACCAGAGCGUCCACUCCGACGGGUACCCUCACCAUCCCGCCCACCUGCAGGCCGCCAUUGAGGGGUACAACUGGCUCAACAGCUCCAACAUGGUCGGCAUUGGCGGGCUCUACGCAGAUGGGUUCCACAUCAGCGGGUGGCAGGGCUCGAACCGGCCGGGGUCGCGCCGCUGCGACGUGCUCAACCCAAUGGUAUACACAUACAACCAGGGAGUCAUCCUCAGCGGGCUGAGGGGCCUCUGGCUUGCCACGGCGUCGCCAAGCUACCUGCAAGACGGCCACGAACUGGUCCACCGUGUCCUCCGGGCCACCGGCUGGUUCAACCGUUCCAGCCGGCAAUGGGCGGGUCUCGGUCGCGGGGGAGUCCUAGAAGACGCAUGCGACUCUUCGGGCGGAUGUUCCCAGGACGGACAGACCUUCAAGGGCAUCUUCUUCCACCACCUAGCCGAGUUCUGCCGACCUAUCAACCCGCAGGAAACGCGCUUCCUAGCAAGCGCCAACGCGACCCAGCCGGACAACUCUGACUGGGAGCACAUCUACGAAUGGCACCUGCGCCAGUGCGGGAGCUACGGGCGCUGGAUCGAACACAACGCCAAUGCGGCGCGAGCGACGCGCAACGAGGAGGGAAAGUUCGGGACCUGGUGGGGCACACAUUAUCGCUCGUCGGAGACAUCCACCGACAGCCCCCUGCCUUUUGGGGCAAUCGACUACCGCAACUAUGGGGAGCGAGCAGAGGGUUCAGAGCCGCUGGUCGGGGCCCUCCGUAGUCGCGUUCCGGAGGGAGAUGGCGAGACCGCCAUUGCGCCAGAACCUAACUUUUCCCACCGGAAGCAGCUCCGUUCUUUGACACCGUUGGAGGAGACCUCUCAGCCCAUCUCCGAGACAGGCCGUCGAGACGCCAACGACCGCGGACGCGGACGCACCGUCGAGACCCAGUCUGGCGGUGUAGCGGUGCUGCGGGCGCUGUACCAGUGGCAGACGAGCUUGAUGUAGUUCAGCAUUACACCGAUGCUCCCUUCUUUCUACUUCCGUCGCGGUUUUGUAAGGCGUUGUUGGAAUAGUUUUAGUCGGUUGGUUGGCGUUGGAUGGAUGGAUGCUUAGAUAUAGAGGAUAGGUCAGGCAAGGAUGGGUAUUUUUA